Suillus subaureus is the source of this 657-nucleotide messenger RNA. Its product is annotated as Mob1/phocein. Gene Ontology annotation, molecular function: protein kinase activator activity. Lineage: Eukaryota; Fungi; Basidiomycota; Agaricomycetes; Boletales; Suillaceae. The record is from RefSeq and is a predicted model, not a curated record. Gene Ontology annotation, biological process: signal transduction; positive regulation of protein phosphorylation; cell division. The coding region runs from base 1 to 657 and encodes 218 amino acids. The transcript is spliced from 9 exons. Gene Ontology annotation, cellular component: nucleus; cytoplasm.
AUGUCUUCAUUCUUCGGACUAGGCAAGACCCGCACGUUCAAACCUCGAAAGGACGUCCCGGAGGGCACCAAACAAUAUCAACUGCGAAAGUAUGCAGAGGCAACCUUGGGCUCUGGCAACUUGAGGUUGGCUGUCAGGCUGCCUGAAGGUGAAGAUACAAGUGAAUGGCUUGCUGUCCAUGCUGUUGAUUUCUUCAAUCACUUGAAUAUGUUGUACGGUACUGUUACCGAGUUCUGCACGCCGCAGGAGUGUCCUAUAAUGUCCGCUGGUCCACGCUACGAGUACCUUUGGGAAGAUGGUGUUAAAUAUAAGAGACCCACGAAGCUGCCUGCUCCCGAAUAUGUAGAUGCAUUGAUGAACUGGGCUCAGAACAUUCUCGACGAUGAAACUGUAUUCCCCAACAAGAUUGGCGUGCCAUUCCCUCGAAAUUUUCGCGAAACAGUGCGCACGAUCGUACGCCGAUUGUUUCGUGUAUACGCGCAUAUAUAUAGCAACCACUUUGACCAAAUUUGUGCGCUUGGCAUCGAAGCUCAUCUGAAUACCAGUUACCGGCAUUUCUUUCUAUUCAUAAAUGAGUUUGACCUUGUGGAUAAGAAAGAAUUAGCACCCCUGGAUGAGCUCAAUGACGCCAUCCUUGCCGAGGACAAGGCCCGAUAA